This is a messenger RNA of Staurois parvus, 606 nucleotides long. The record is from the annotation of a GenBank genome assembly. NCBI's taxonomy places the organism in Eukaryota, Metazoa, Chordata, Amphibia, Anura, Ranidae.
CACUGUUUCUUCUUUUUCUGGACACUGAUGUACCAGGCUCAUCUCCUGUAGUAUGUCUGCAGACUCUGGUCAUCUCCUGUACUAUAUCCGCAGCCUCUGGUCAUCUCCUGUACUAUGUCCGCAGUCUCUUGUCAUCUCCUGUACUAUGUCCGCAGUCUCUGGUCAUCUCCUGUAGUAUGUCCGCAGUCUCUGGUCAUCUCCUGUAGUAUGUCCACAGUCACUAGUCAUCUCCUGUACUAUGUCCGCAGUCUCUUGUCAUUUCCUGUACUAUGUCCGCAGUCUCUGGUCAUCUCCUGUACUAUGUCCGCAGUCUCUGGUCAUCUCCUGUACUAUGUCUGCAGUCUCUGGUCAUCUCCUGUACUAUAUCCGCAGUCUCUGGUCAUCUCCUGUAGUAUGUCCGCAGUCUCUGGCCAUCUCCUGUAGUAUGUCUGCAGUCUCUGGUCAUCUCCUGUAAUAUGUCCGCAGUCUCUGGUCAUCUCCUGUACUAUGUCCGCAGUCUCUGGUCAUCUCCUGUACUAUGUCUGCAGUCUCUGGUCAUCUCCUGAACUAUAUCCGCAGUCUCUGGUCAUCUCCUGUAGUAUGUCCGCAGUCUCUGGCCAUCUCCUG